AAGAUACACACACUUAAACCUAUUUGCCUUUUCUCUCUUCACUUCUCUCUCUAACAAGAAAGCUCUCUCAGUGAUCAUCAUCAAUGGCAACUUCUCUCUCCUUCAUGUCAACAGACCAAAACUCUUCUCUCUCCUUCAUGUCAACAGACCAAAACUCCGUCAGAAACCCAAACGAGCUUCUCAGAAACACUUACCAGCUUGUCAACGGCGAGAUCCGGACAGAGCCACCGAAGAAGAGCCGUGGUCGGAAACCUGGAUCGAAGACAGGUCAGCAAAACCAGAAGAAACCGACGCUGAGAGGAAUGGGUGUGGCUAAGCUCGAGCGAGUCAUAGCUGAGGAAGAGAAGAAGAAAACGGUCGUCGUCGGAGGAGAAGGAGACACGUCAGCUGCGAGCCCUAACGUCAACCGUUUACCCGUGUUACCCGACCGGGGUGUUGUGCUGCAAGGCUUUCCAAGCUACGGUGGUGGACCACACAACACGUCUCUCGGAGGGUAUACUCGAAGCAGGUUCCUUUGCGGGGGAGGAGCCGGGUCGGGUCAGAUCAUGAUAGACCCGGUUUGUUCUCCUUGGGGUUUUGAUGAGACAUCCACUCAUGAGCUCUCUUCAAUCCCAAAUCCUCAAAUGUAUAACGCCUCCAAUAAUCACUGUGACACUUGCUUCAAGAAGAAACGUUUGGACGGAGAUCAAAAUGUGGUGAGAUCCAACGGUGGUGGGUUUUCGAAAUACACAAUGAUGAUUCCUCAUCCUCCUCCUCCAAUGAACGGCUACGAUGAUCAGAGGAGCCAAGGCUUCUUUUAUGAUCAACGAAUCGCCAGAUCAGCUCCAGUUUCCGCUUCCAUGAAUCCGUACUUCAACGAGGCGACAAAUCUUACGGGAUCAACGGAGGAGUUUGGUUGCUUAAACCCUAGGAAUGGAACAAGAGGUGUGAAGGAGUACGAGUUUUUCCCGGGGAAAUACGAUGAUUUCCAAGGAAAAUCCUUUCCAGUGGCAACAUCAGUAGGUGAUUGCAGUCCUAAUACUAUCGAUCUGUCCUUGAAGCUUUAAAUGUUCUUAAAUUUUUGCUCUUUCUCUUUCUAUAAAUGUUAAACAAAUCGUCUCUUUUUUUUCUUUCUUUUUGUUAUAAUGAAGUAGAAGAAAUUAUGAAACAGAAGGAAAAAAACAAACCUUUUUUGGUGUAUGCAUCUGA
Messenger RNA from Brassica oleracea var. oleracea, 1188 nucleotides. RefSeq lists its product as uncharacterized. The record is from RefSeq and is a predicted model, not a curated record. Gene Ontology annotation, molecular function: DNA-binding transcription factor activity. The transcript is spliced from 3 exons. Bases 84 to 1046 code for a protein of 320 amino acids. NCBI's taxonomy places the organism in Eukaryota, Viridiplantae, Streptophyta, Magnoliopsida, Brassicales, Brassicaceae.